Molecule: messenger RNA, 2869 nt
Organism: Rhopilema esculentum
Lineage: Eukaryota; Metazoa; Cnidaria; Scyphozoa; Rhizostomeae; Rhizostomatidae
Biological process (GO): neuron migration
Cellular component (GO): cytoplasmic vesicle; membrane
Source: RefSeq, a predicted model, not a curated record
UUCUGGAUAAUUCGUUUACAAAGAGUAAUUUGUAAAUCAAAAUCAAAUUUCUUGUAUGACCAGAGAAAAUUCUAUGUGUUAAGAGUAUAAGAACGGAUUAAAGAGUUGCCUUUCUGGCCAAAGAUUAUGAAUCUUGUUCUAAGGGAGCUUCAGUAUUCAGGUAGAUGAUGGUACUGUGGUACAUCACACUCUAUUUUGGUGUAAUUCUCAACACCGUUGAAUCUCAAAUUUUCCAGUAUUUCAUCGUCAACUCGAACGAUGCAACUGCCAAGGUGAUAGACACAGUGAAAUUGCCAACGUGCACCCAUAUCGACCAGAAAAAGAACGUCACCCUAAGGGGUGGAAUAACAUCAGGGAAGUUUACCAAGCAUGGUAUAGUCAAAAGUCUACAAACAUGCAUUGAUGCGUGUUGCCAGGACCCAGCUUGCAACGUAGCCUUCAUGCCGGGUCGUAUAUGCUACACAGUGCAAUGUUUUUCUGAAAAACUCUGCGAAAGCAUCCCAGCAAACCCUUCGCAAGCAGCUAAUGGUAGCGUGCAGAUAUCCCAUAUUGUUAGAGGCGGUGGCACGGGUGAUGACGUCGACGAGUUCAGAACAAAAUUUGGCAUCAAUAAAAAUCGAUCAAAGAAAAAAGAUGUCUGCGUUCCAAGCCGUGUUGCCUAUAACUAUACUCUAGCAGGUGGACGCUUUGCAGGAGAAAUGAUGGACCUUGGGCCUGUUGUUGAUCCAAAGGACUGCGCGCAGAAAUGCUGCGAUCAUGUAUCAUGCGAAGUAGUGCAGAUUUCCCGCGGGAGAUGUUUUGCUUUUGGCUGUUAUACAAAGGAAUUGUGCCAGAGUAAAAGAAUUGAAGGGAAUCCAACGAAUGACUCAACCUUGAUAUAUAUGAAUAAGAGGAAUGAUGCACGGCAAAGUGACAAAGAUUCCUGCGUUUUACCCUGUGUUCAUGGCCUUUGCACUCGCAGUGACACAUGCAUGUGUGAUCCUGGUUUCAGUGGGCCCAGCUGCAAUCAAACCGAGACUGAAGGAAGUUGCGACCCUCCUUGUGGAGAACAUGGCAUCUGCCUUUUCAACGACACAUGCAGCUGUGAUGAAGAAUAUACUGGCUAUAAAUGCGAUAAGAAAGUUACAUGCACAAGCCCUUGCUUUCAUGGUACUUGUAUACGAAACAACGAGGGAACCACAUCGUGUAGAUGUGAAGAUACAUGGGAAGGUCCAUUUUGCAAUGAGACCAACUCAGAUAAGGUGGUUCUGGCCUCUUCUGGGGAGGAAGUCUUGUUUACAGAUGUUAAUCCUGAGGCGGAGAUGGAUAUCAAGAUUCAUGAUUCCCCAAUGGUCAAAGACACUGAAUCGAUUUCUGCGUUGACAGUUGCAAUUGGAUGUGGUUUGGCAGCUGCUCUUGUAGGCACUGCAGCAAUCGUGUUUAUCGUGCGACAAAUAUUUGGUAAACGCACUGUCAGCAGUUACGAACUACUAGGAGACCCUAUGCAUAAGUAUCAUUAGUAACACACGUGUGCAAUAUCUAAAACGCACCAUUGUAUAUUAAAGUGUAAAAGGGAGUGUGUACCGGCCUUCAGAAGCAGUAGUAGUUUUAAACUCAUCGGAGCAAAAUGGCCUCGCCAUUGGAUGACAGUAUCCAAAAAAUAGCAUUCUGUUCAAAGAAUUUGAAGAUUUUGAUGAAAGAGUUCCAAGAAUUCUGUUCCACAUCACGUGGUGUGAAUAAAACUAGAACAUUAGGGCCAGGUUUUUUAGGUGCCUAAAGCUAACGAGAUGCCCACAGUCAAGGGCAUAGUUUCUAAGCAUACAUGUCAUCUAUCCUUUAUUUAAUAUUUGAGAAUCGAUAUUUUUUGCUAAUGUAUCAAUGCUUAAAUCACUACGCUAUCUUUCCACUCUUGUAGUCUUCAAAACAACUGCGAAUAAAGCAUAUCCCAAAUUCACGCAUAUCCCAAAUUCUCAGAAAAAUCACAAUUUCGAAGAAAAGUUUUUAGUUUUUAAAGCAUAAUGUUGUAGUGAAUUUUCGUUUCCCUUUUUGUAAGCUUAGUUUAAUAUAUCUCCUGAAAUCAUAAAAAUGUGGGCCGCUGACAAAUUAUGCUUUAACAAAGAUUUUGGAGAGCUUAUUAACGGGACAGUGCAUCCUCAUUUAUCUGAACCUCGACCCGAACCUCGUUUAUCAAAACCUCGUUUAUCAGAGCCUCGUUUAUUCAAACCUUGUGUAUGCGAGCCUUAUUUAUCAGAACCUCGUUUAUCCGAACACCGUUUUAGGUGUGAUGUUUUGUAUCCGCAUCUUUCUUUAUUUGGAAGAAUACUAAUCAAAUUGAGCUAAUCUCCAAUCAAAUUCGAACCCUAGAAUGAAUCCAGGAAGUUUCAAAAGCAGCUAAAUGAGUUUAACUUCUUGAAAUCUCUGUUAGAAAAUCUGCCUGUGAUACCAAUGAACGUGUGUGUCAGUUAUUAUCUGAGCAACAUAUACAACAUCAAAACAAGGAUAUAUGUCUUAUGUUAAAGUUGCUAUGCCAAUAGAAUCAAUGAAAGCUAAAAUGGCAUUUUAACUUUUUCUCAUGUCUUGUGCAUGAUUUUUUUCUGAGCAUAAUCUUAUUCUCGCUCAUUCGAACUUUCGGCUUGUCCGAACGGCUCUUCUCAGGGUUCAGUCCAGGCUGUUCGGAUAAACGAGGGUGCACUGUCUUAGGAAGAAAUCUUAUUAUUCAAUAUAAGCGUGGAAAAAGCCUACAGCUCAGUAUAAAAGGCAUGCUCAUCAAGAAAUGGCUGAUAACUAUUUGCUUUAAUGCAAGUUGAAGAAAAUUGUACAUAGAGUAAUAACGAACUUAAAAUUCAAACUUUGAUAGCAUAACUGAAAGAUUAAACUAUAAAAUAAACAA